Molecule: messenger RNA, 981 nt
Organism: Lottia gigantea (owl limpet)
Lineage: Eukaryota; Metazoa; Mollusca; Gastropoda; Lottiidae
Exons: 1
Source: RefSeq, a predicted model, not a curated record
AUGGGUUCUCCAGAUGGUGAAAAUAUUGUUGAUGGUAAAGCUUUAUCUCUUGAUCUGUCUGGCUAUGAAUUUAAGGAGGAAGAUAGAGAGGUUACUGAAGAAUUGGUUGAAGAAGAUGGGAAAACAAGAAGAAUCUUAAGAAUAACACCAAAAACAGCAUUUGUAAGUGGUGUUGGUGGUCAAAUGAUGUGUUCAUAUUGUAACUACACCAGUCCUAAAAGAUACUUGCUUACCAGACACAUGAAAACUCACUCUGAAGACCGUCCUCACAAAUGUCAUAUUUGUGGUAGAGGUUUCAAAACACUUGCAUCUCUUACCAAUCAUGUCAAUACCCAUACAGGAGUCAGACCUCAUAAAUGUAAGCUAUGUGAGUCAGCAUUCACCACCUCUGGAGAAUUGGUUCGACAUGUGCGAUACAAACACACCUUUGAAAAGCCUCACAAAUGUACACUCUGUGAAUAUGCUAGUGUAGAAUUGAGCAAAUUGAAGCGACAUAUGAGGUCUCAUACUGGUGAAAGACCUUAUCAAUGUCCACAUUGCACGUAUGCGUCUCCAGACACAUAUAAACUUAAGAGACAUCUUCGUAUUCAUACUGGUGAAAAACCUUAUGAAUGCAUGGUGUGUCAUGCUAGAUUUACACAGAGUAACAGUCUGAAGGCACAUAAACUAAUUCAUACUGGAACAAAACCUAUUUUUCAAUGUGAAUUUUGUCCUACUACAUGUGGAAGAAGAACAGAUUUGAAGAUCCAUGUGCAAAAACUUCACAACAGCGAACACCCUCUUUUGUGUAGAAAAUGUAAUCAGACCUUUCCAGAUAGAUACACAUAUAAGAUCCAUCUAAAAUCUCAUGAAGGUGAAAAAUGCUUUAAGUGUGAUAUAUGUGGACAUGCAGCCAUUUCUCAACGUCAUCUUGAAACCCAUCAACUUAUUCAUUCUGGGGAAAAGCCUUAUGAAUGUGAAUCUUGCGAUCAUUCUUUCAGG